Porites evermanni is the source of this 815-nucleotide messenger RNA. The record is from the annotation of a GenBank genome assembly. Lineage: Eukaryota; Metazoa; Cnidaria; Anthozoa; Scleractinia; Poritidae.
AUGCCAGGUUUGGCCCAGUUCACAGCGUGUCUUUGGAUGAAGUCAAGCGACACGAGAAACGAUGGUACUCCGUUCAGCUACAGUACUCCUCGCACAGCUAAUACAAUUGUCUUGUACAAUUACAGAUCUUUUCAGUUUGGCAUUGAUGACAAGUUCAGGUACUGCUCCAUACAAACCUCAGAGACCUAAAUAUUUUGACAAGAACUCCUAUCCAAAGCGAAUUGAUGUUGCUGUCAACUCGAUUGUUGAAAUUCUUCAUGUGCAUGUAUAAAGGGGGCUAAUAUUGUGGCCAUAGUAUCAAUCGACAAGGCAAACCUCCCUUUAGCUAACAGAUGGUGUUGGUUGUUAGGUUUGUUUAGCUUUAUCUAUUUACGAAUCACUGAAGUGAUUUCUCUACACAUGUAAUUCCCUUUAGAACGACCCACGUAUCGGCAAAUGAUGGGAGAUGGCACCACAUCUGUGCAUCUUGGGAAAACAAAUUGGGCUCAUGGAAACUGUACAAAGAUGGAUUUGUGGCUUCGAGCGGGAUUUGGUUCCAGGCUGGUCGCGUGAUAAGAUCUGGCGGAUCUCUUACGCUGGCUCAAGAGCAAGAUUCUCUUGGAGGUUCCUUUGAAAAACAUCAGGGCUUCAUUGGGAUGCUAACAAACGUCAAUGUCUGGAAUUACGUGCUGUCCACAGCACAGAUUAAGCAGAUGUCAAAAGUCUGCCUUCCUGGGCGUGAGGGGAACGUCUAUAAGUGGUCUGAUUUCAUUCAUGGGCGUGAAGGAAAAGCCAGGGUUGUUAUGCCAUCACCUUGCAAACCACAGGCAUUCUGA